Molecule: messenger RNA, 2056 nt
Organism: Cololabis saira (Pacific saury)
Lineage: Eukaryota; Metazoa; Chordata; Actinopteri; Beloniformes; Belonidae
Product: inhibitor of growth protein 1-like
Exons: 2
Coding region: 905-1978 (357 amino acids)
Molecular function (GO): zinc ion binding
Source: RefSeq, a predicted model, not a curated record
UGUAAAAUUUGACCAUGUCAAAACCACGGAAAACCUCGGCAAAACGUGGGGAAGAUACCCGAUACCGGGAAGGACUUGGUCCUCCAGAAAGGGCGAGGUAUAAAGAUAAAUUAAACCUUUUAGGUGGCCAUGAUCCGUACGAGCUGGAGCAAACAACGUGGACCACGGAUGACCCGACUAUUCUGCCAAAGAUUCAAUAUCCUGACAUCGUGAAUUACCUAAUUUUUUCCCCAAGCCCAUACACAGCUGAGGAUCUAAAAGCCUACAAAGGUUUGGAAGCUUAUAACCAGAUGGUGUGCGGAUGGGUGAGAGAGCUGAUGUAUCAACAACUCCAUGAACGGUGCAUCGUGAAAGCUAAGGUGCUUCAUUCUCAGUCAAUAAGAGAAACCCCUCUGGAACCAUGGGUCAUUGCUGAGAAGUCGGGUCGGAUUCUUGGAGCCCACUGUACGUGUGUUGCUGGUCUCGGAGAAGUGUGCACACACGUUGCUGCAUUGUUGUUUCUGAUUGAAGAAAUUAUAAACUUGAGGGACUCAAAGACAGUGACCCAGGAAAAGGCAUAUUGGAUGUUGCCUACUGCCUUGUCAAAGGUGGAGUACAAGGAGUGUGAAAAUAUUGACUUCACUGCAGCUAAGACCUAUAAAGUAAAAUAGCAGAGAGAAAUAGUGGUGGUCAUGUACACAAACAAACACAACAAAGUGCUAGUGAUCACUCUAUCAAAAUAAGUAAAACACCAAAGCCAACUAGUCAUGAAUUGUCGUCAUUAUUUAGUGCUUUAAGCACAAGUGGAACAAAAUCUGCUAUUUUGUCACUGAUAGAGCCUUAUUCAGACAGUUUUAUUCCAAAACCCAUAGGUGAAAACUUUCCAGUGGUGUUGACUGAAUUGCGAAACGAAGGAGCAGUUCACAUGGACUACAGUGAUGUUUUGUCUAUUUGCAAUGAUAUUAAUAUUUCAGUAUCUGAGGAGCAAGCAAGGGCAGUUGAGGUAGCUACAAGGGAUCAAGCUUCCUCUAAACUAUGGUUUAGAUUCCGUGCUGGCCGAAUUACAGCAUCUAAAAUGAAAACUGCAUGCUGCACUGAUCCAAACAAACCAGCACAGAGCCUCAUCAAAAGUGUAUGCUAUCCUGAGUCAUACAAAUUCACCUCAAAAGCCAUGACCUGGGGAUGUGAUCACGAGACAUUUGCACGUGAUAUCUUCAUAAAUGACCAUAAGAAACGUCAUGAAAAUGUGAAAGCGGAAAACACAGGUUUCUUUAUAAAUCCAAGUGUGCCGUUCUCGGGAGCUUCCCCAGAUGGACUUGUUUCUUGUGAUUGUUGUGGUGUCAGUGUAAUUGAAGUUAAAUGUCCUUUCUGUGUCAAAAACGACAUGGUAGAUUGUGUAUCCUACUUGGAGAAAGAUGAUGAUGGAAAACUAAAACUAAAUAGAAAGCAUCAGUAUUUCUACCAGGUGCAAACUCAACUUGGAGUGUGCAAACUGGAAUCUGCCUAUUUUGUUGUUUGGACAGAGAAAGAUUUGCAUGUUGAACUAAUUACAUUUGAUGAAGAGUUCUGGGACACGAUAUGCAAGAAAAGCAAGCGCAUUUUUGACACAGCCAUUAUGCCAGAGUUAGUUGGCAAAUACUACACUAGGCUUUCAUCUACCAUGGCUGGUUCCUCACAACCUGAUGUAGCUAUAUCUGUUUCUUCAGAGCCUUUAGUAGCCUUAUCUCUUUCCUCACAACCUGGGGCACAUGCCUCUGAUGAAUCACAUGGUUCUGAUUGUGCCACAAGUGCCAGUCAGCAAGAACAGACCUACUGCUUCUGUGACCAGGUUGAAUUUGGUAAAAUGAUUUGUUGUGAUUAUGACAAAUGUCAGAUUCAAUGGUUUCACUAUUCAUGUGUUAAUGUUCAAGUUGCACCUAAAGGUAAAUGGUAUUGUCUUAACUGCCGUAAGUUACCUCAGUUUUUGUCAAAAAGGGCCAGGGCAAGUAAAAAAACGUAGAAAAUGAAAGGUAAAAAAAAAACCAGUAGGCCACUGUUGUGUAGUUAAGCACUGCAUGCAUUUUGUUGUUAUACUGGU